Molecule: messenger RNA, 798 nt
Organism: Prunus armeniaca (apricot)
Lineage: Eukaryota; Viridiplantae; Streptophyta; Magnoliopsida; Rosales; Rosaceae
Source: the annotation of a GenBank genome assembly
AUGGCUGCCUCCACUAUGGCUCUCUCUUCCCCAACAUUCGCUGGCAAGGCCGUGCAACUUGCUCCGGGAGCCACCGAGCUCUACGGCAAUGGAAGAGUCUCCAUGAGGAAAACUGGGGCCAAGCAAGUUUCCUCCGGAAGCCCAUGGUACGGCCCAGACAGAGUUAAGUACUUGGGCCCAUUCUCUGGUGAGCCCCCAAGUUACCUAACCGGUGAGUUCCCUGGUGAUUAUGGUUGGGACACUGCUGGGCUUUCAGCUGACCCAGAGACAUUCGCCAAGAACCGUGAGCUUGAGGUGAUCCACUCCAGAUGGGCCAUGCUCGGAGCUCUUGGGUGCGUUUUCCCCGAGCUCUUGGCCCGCAACGGUGUCAAGUUCGGUGAAGCGGUGUGGUUCAAGGCAGGAGCCCAAAUCUUCAGCGAGGGCGGUCUUGACUACUUGGGCAACCCUAGCUUGGUCCAUGCCCAAAGCAUCUUGGCCAUCUGGGCUACCCAAGUCGUGUUGAUGGGUGCAGUUGAGGGAUACAGAAUUGCUGGUGGGCCACUUGGAGAGAUAACCGACCCACUUUACCCAGGUGGAAGCUUUGACCCAUUGGGCCUAGCUGAUGACCCAGAGGCCUUCGCUGAGCUUAAGGUGAAGGAGCUCAAGAACGGUAGAUUGGCCAUGUUCUCCAUGUUUGGUUUCUUUGUCCAGGCCAUUGUCACCGGAAAGGGACCAUUGGAGAACCUUGCUGACCACCUUGCAGACCCAGUCAACAACAACGCCUGGUCCUAUGCCACCAACUUUGUCCCCGGAAAGUGA